AUGAAGCGGCCAAAGUUAAAGAAAGCAAGUAAACGCAUGACAUGCCAUAAGCGGUAUAAAAUCCAAAAAAAGGUACGGGAGCAUCAUCGAAAACUGAGAAAGGAAGCCAAAAAACGGGGUCACAAGAAGCCUAGGAAAGACCCAGGAGUUCCAAACAGUGCUCCCUUUAAGGAGGCUCUUCUUCGGGAAGCUGAGCUAAGAAAACAGCAGCUUGAAGAACUAAAACGGCAGCAGAAACUUGACAGACAGAAGGAACAGGAAAAGAAAAGAAAACUUGAAACUAAACAUGGUGUUGAGCCAUUUAAUGGGGAACCUGUGAAGGAGGAAUUUGGGCAAGGCAAAGCAAAGAACAAAGCCAAGUCCAGUAAACAGAAUACAAAGAAGUUAUAUUGUCAAGAACUUAAAAAGGUGAUUGAGGCCUCAGAUGUUGUGCUAGAAGUAUUGGAUGCCAGAGAUCCUCUUGGUUGCAGGUGUCCCCAGGUAGAGGAGGCCGUUAUCCAGAGUGGACAGAAAAAACUGGUACUUGUGUUAAAUAAAUCAGAUCUGGUGCCAAAGGAGAAUUUGGAGAGCUGGCUAAAUUAUUUGCAGAAAGAAUUGCCAGCAGUGGUGUUCAGAGCCUCAACAAACUUGAAGAACAAAGGAAAGCUAAUCAAGGUAAAGAAGAAAGCUGCUCCAUUCAAAAGUGAAGUCUCCUUUGGGAAAGAAGGCCUUAUGAAGCUUCUUAGAGGAUUUCAGGAGACUUGUGGCAAAGCCAUUUGUGUUGGAGUAAUUGGUUUCCCAAAUGUAGGUAAAAGCAGCAUUAUUAACAGCUUAAAACAAGAACGAAUAUGCAGCGUUGGGGUAUCCAUGGGGCUUACAAGGAACAUGCAGGUUGUCCCCCUGGAAAAACAAAUGACAAUCAUAGACAGUCCGAGCUUCAUUGUGUCUCCUCUUAACUCGGCCACUGCACUUGCUAUGAGAAGUCCAGCAAGUAUUGAAGUGGUAAAACCAAUGGAGGCUGCCAGUGCCAUCUUGUCCCAGGCUGAUGCUCGACAGGUAGUAUUGAAAUUUACUGUCCCGCACUAUAAGAAUCCUCUGGAAUUCUUUACUUUGCUUGCUCAGAGAAGAGGAAUGCACAAAAAAGGUGGAAGCCCAAAUGUGGAAUGUGCUGCCAAGCUGCUGUGGUCUGAGUGGACAGGUGCCACCUUAGGCUACUAUUGCCAGCCCCCAACAUCCUGGACUUACUCUCCACAUUUUAAUGAGAAUGUAGUGGCACAUAUGAAACUGGGCUUUAAUAUGGAAGAACUGGAGAAGAACAAUACACAUAGCAUACAAGCCAUCAGGGGCUCUCAUCUAGCCAGUAGCAUCCUUUUCCAGUCUUCAGGUCUGACGAAUGCGAUCAUAGAGGAAAAGGACAUAUCUGAGGAAUUGCCAACACAGAAAGAGUGGAAGCAGGACAUUGACAGUGACCAGGAAAGUAUUGAUGGUGAAGAAGCUGGUGAAGAGUGCUCAGACGUGUGUCCUAUGGAAGAGACGUGGGAGGCACUGCCUGAGGAGUCUCGAGCAGGCGAACAGUUUGGCAAUCAAGGAGUGACAUCUUUUGUCUUGGAUAAAAUGACCCAAGAGGAGGAUGAUGCUUAUGACUUUAGCAUAGACUAUGUAUAA
Orycteropus afer afer is the source of this 1644-nucleotide messenger RNA. RefSeq names its product G protein nucleolar 3 (gene GNL3). Gene Ontology annotation, cellular component: nucleolus. The record is from RefSeq and is a predicted model, not a curated record. NCBI's taxonomy places the organism in Eukaryota, Metazoa, Chordata, Mammalia, Tubulidentata, Orycteropodidae. Gene Ontology annotation, molecular function: GTP binding.